UGUUAAGUUUUUAGGUUAUGUUAUUGUAUACAAACAAACAGCAAGCCCCUCUUAAUCAUUUUAUUGUUCAAUAAAGGGGCGCGUUUAAACAAGUAAUUCCUUCCAAGAGUAAUCCUUUAUUACUGGCAUGUCUGACGACGAAAUUACAUACGUAAAAAAGACGAAAACCAUCCAUUAUGGAUCCCUGGAAGACCAGGAACGAGCCCGCAUGGAAGUCGCUUCGGAAGGUAGCGACAGCGAUUCGAUGGAAGGUGAACCAAUUAAGCCCCCGGCGCCUCCUCCUCCGGAAGAAAACAACGAGUACAUCGAACUGGAGGAGGCGAUGGCGCGAGACAAACAGGCCCUACUCGAAGAGUUCGAGAGAAGAAAGAAGGCCCGCUCUAUCAACGUCUCGACUGAUGACGGCGAGGUGAAACGAAACCUGCGUCAGCUGGGCGAACCCAUUUGCCUCUUCGGCGAGGGCCCCGCCGAGAGACGGAGCAGGUUAAGGGACAUUUUAAGCCGAUUGGGCGAGGACUCUGUGAUAAGGAGGGAGGCCGAGGAGGAACGGAAACAGUUUGAGAAGGACCAGGAGCAGACGUGGUACCACGAGGGGCCGGACUCCUUGAGAAUCGCCAGGUUAUGGAUAGCCCACUAUUCGUUACCUAGGGCGAAAGAGAGACUGAUGGAGGCCAGGAGGUUAUUGGAGCUGCCCGCUACCACUAAGACAGCCAGAUAUCAAGAAGUGCAAAAAAAGAUACAUCAGAUGGCGAUAUACUCCUCACAAGUGGGAGACAACAGACCGAUAUCGUACUGCACCUUCUCGCCCAAUUCCAAACUUUUAGCCACCGCCUCGUGGAGCGGUCUCUGCAAAAUCUGGUCGAUACCCGACUGCGAACUGAAGCAAACCCUUAAAGGACACACCUGCAACGUGGGGGCCAUAGUGUUCCACCCGAAAGCCACCUUGUCGCAGGAGGAGACCAUAUGUAACAUGGCCUCCUGCGCCUCGGACGGUUCGGUCAAACUGUGGGACUUUAAAAACGAGGAACCGAUCGCGGACAUCGAGGGUCACGUGCCCCACCGGGUGUCCCGGAUCGCGUUUCAUCCCUCGGGCAGGUUCUUGGGUACCUGCUGCUUCGAUAACUCGUGGCGACUGUGGGACCUGGAGCAGUGCACCGAGGUGCUGCAUCAGGAGGGGCACGCGAAACCGGUCUAUUGUUUGUCCUUUCAAGGUGACGGGUCGGUGUGCGCCAGCGGGGGACUGGACUCGUUCGGGAGAGUGUGGGAUUUGAGGACGGGCAGGUGUAUCAUGUUCAUGGAGGGACAUUUGAAGUCGAUUUACGGAAUCGACUUCUCCCCGGACGGGUACCACCUAGCGACCGGCAGCGAGGACAACACCUGCAAAAUCUGGGACCUGCGGAAACGGUCGGUCCUCUACACGAUCCCGGCCCACAACAACCUGAUCGCGGACGUCAAAUUCCAGAAAAUCGAGGGAAACUUCCUGGUCACCGCCUCCUACGACGGCAAAGUGAAAAUCUGGUCGAACAAGACGUGGCAACCGCUGAAAACGCUGUCGGGCCACGACGGGAAGAUCAUGUGCUGCGACGUUUCGGCCGAUAACGAGUUCAUCGUCACGAGCUCGUACGAUCGCACCUUUAAGUUGUGGGCACCCGAGCAGUAGGGUUCCACCCCCCCCCC
Anthonomus grandis grandis is the source of this 1677-nucleotide messenger RNA. RefSeq names its product U4/U6 small nuclear ribonucleoprotein Prp4 (gene U4-U6-60K). Bases 128 to 1660 code for a protein of 510 amino acids. Lineage: Eukaryota; Metazoa; Arthropoda; Insecta; Coleoptera; Curculionidae. Gene Ontology annotation, molecular function: U4 snRNA binding; protein binding; U6 snRNA binding. The transcript has 5 exons. Gene Ontology annotation, cellular component: U4/U6 x U5 tri-snRNP complex. Gene Ontology annotation, biological process: mRNA splicing, via spliceosome. The record is from RefSeq and is a predicted model, not a curated record.